AUGCCACCCGGCCAGGAGCAACAGCCAAAGGCCAGUGCUGAGCUAGACCACAAGGCCUGCUACUUAUGCCACAGCCUGCUGACGCUGGCCGGAGUGGUGGUCAGCUGCCAGGACAUUACUCCAGAACAGUGGGGGGAGCUGCAGCUGCUGUGCAUGCAACUGGACAGUCACAUCAGCACCCAUAUCCGGGAGAGCCCCCAGGCCAUGCACCGGACCAGACUCAAGGACUUGGCAGCCUAGACCUAUAUUCGCUGGCAGGAGCUGCUGGCCCACUGCCAGCCCCAGGCCCAGUACUUCAGCCCCUGGAAAGACUAA
Enhydra lutris kenyoni (northern sea otter) is the source of this 315-nucleotide messenger RNA. RefSeq names its product protein FAM178B-like. The record is from RefSeq and is a predicted model, not a curated record. NCBI's taxonomy places the organism in Eukaryota, Metazoa, Chordata, Mammalia, Carnivora, Mustelidae. The transcript has a single exon.